GAAACACGCGCAAAGCGCUGCGGUAUCUCCCGGGCUGAGAGGGAGUGUUGAGGUGGUUUUAGGGGAGGGGGAGCGGCAGCGGCACCAACAGCACUAGCAGCAGCGCGUGUGCACCGGGUCCCACCAGCCACACACAGCUGCCGCUCCACCACCACACACACUUUCCCCUCCGGACGCUCACACUGCGCUUUUACGCGCGGCUCGCCACGGCACUGCGCUCAGCGUGAUGGGAGGGACAGCGCGAGCAUGAGACGGACUCUGGCCACCCUCGUUUACGCCUUCAGCCUCAUUCAGAGUAGCUUCUGUGCAGACUCUGAAGAGCGGCUGAUGAACUGGCUCCUGGGAAAGGAUCGUUAUAAUAAGCUGAUCCGGCCGGCUCUCAACAGGACGGAGAGAGUUACGGUGAAGCUGCAGGUCUCUCUGGCACAGCUUAUCAGCGUGAAUGAACGGGAGCAAAUCAUGACGACCAAUGUGUGGCUCAAGCAGAACUGGAAUGAUUACAGACUGUCGUGGGAUCCGUCAGACUAUGAGGGCAUCGACAAGCUCAGAAUUCCUUCCAGACAUAUCUGGCUACCUGAUAUUGUUCUAUAUAAUAAUGCUGAUGGCACUUAUGAGGUGACAGUCUUCACCAAUGCUAUUGUCCUGUUUAAUGGUAGCAUUGCUUGGCUCCCUCCUGCUAUCUACAAGAGUGCCUGCAAAAUUGAGGUCAAGCACUUCCCUUUUGACCAGCAGAACUGCACACUGAAGUUCCGUUCCUGGACUUAUGACCACACAGAGAUAGACCUGGUCUUACUGUCUGAGAUGGCCAUUAUGGAUGACUUCACUCCUAGUGGAGAGUGGGACAUCCUGUCUCUUCCAGGGAGAAGGACAGUCAACCCUCAGGAUCCAACCUAUGUGGAUCUGACAUACGACUUCAUCAUCAAACGAAAGCCGCUUUUCUACACCAUCAACCUCAUUAUCCCCUGUGUACUUAUCACAUCACUGGCCAUCCUGGUGUUUUACCUACCAUCAGACUGUGGGGAGAAGAUGACCCUUUGUAUCUCUGUUCUUCUGGCCCUCACUGUCUUCCUUUUACUGAUCUCCAAAAUUGUCCCGCCUACUUCCUUGGAUGUCCCAUUAAUCGGGAAGUAUCUCAUGUUCACCAUGGUCUUGGUGACAUUCUCCAUCAUCACAAGUGUGUGUGUACUCAACGUCCACCACCGCUCCCCGAGCACACACUCCAUGCCCAACUGGGUGAAGCUGGUCUUCCUGGACAAACUCCCCACGUUACUCUUCAUGCGGAGGCCUCACAGAAGCUCAGCCCGACAGAGGCUGCGGCAGCAGAGACGUCUCCAGGAUCGCAGGUCCCUGCUCGGCCUGGGUUAUGGAACUUCACGCAAGUCUACCAUCUCCUCUUCUGCCUCCGCCUUACUCGCUGCAUCCUCAGCUUCCGCUCUCUCCUCACCAGGACACUUUUAUGGAAAGGGCGCACCGUUAGGAUUCAGCCGUGGCUCCAGGAAGGGGGACCUGCGGUCCACAGAGUUUCUGCCCAAUGGUCACACCUCAACUCAGGACCUGAGGGCAGGGAGGGUAGGCUUGGACUGGGGGGCUGACGUUCAAGAGGCAGUGGAUGGGGUUCGCUAUGUGGCUGACCACAUGAUGGGAAAUGAUGAUGAUCAGAGUGUGAUCGAGGACUGGAAAUAUGUCGCCAUGGUCGUAGAUCGGCUGUUUCUGUGGAUCUUUGUGAUUGUGUGCGUGGUGGGCACACUUGGGCUCUUCCUCCAGCCGCUUUUUCAGAACCAGAUCGUUCCUGUCCAGCACUCCAGUGCUGAGUCUUCCAGGCGGGAUGGAAUAUAAAGAAUGUAGGAGUCUGAAACAAAACCAAAAACUGUACUGUGAUACUGUGAGAAGGUCUUUUCAUAUAAACCACACUCUUAGUAAUACAGGUUCCUGAUUGGUUCUUGGCUUGGACAUAUGAUUCGAAUGAGAGAGAACAUAAGCUUUUAAUUGGUGAGGAACCUUUACAUGAUGUUCUCACAGGCUCCUCACAGUUGUGCAGUACUGUGCUAAAGUCAGACAUCACAGCCAACCAAAAUGCCUAUUAAAUACAAGUUAUGAAUUUUUCAGCUUCAGAAAAAAACAACAGAAAAAUACAUUUAAAAGAACAACAAUUAAACACAACAUUUUUUCAUAAUUUCAUGUGUCAACACUUUGACUUCAUUGCAGUGCCCAUUCUUUUAAGGGAAUUUGUUUUCAGUUGUUUUUCACACCACCAAAGUUCAGUCUUGGCUGCAUUUUCAGUUGUUCAGUUUCAGUGAUGUUAUGGUCUGGACUCUGGGGUGGUCAGUCAGUUGUUCUGAGAAAACCAGUGGCUUUUUUGCAAAUUUUCCUUGUCCUCUGUUUCGUUUUCUCAGUAGGGGCUUCUUGACAGCUAGACUUUCAGCAGCUAACCAGUGUGAGCUGUCUUCUCACUGUGGAUGAAUGGACUUAAACAGAAUAAGAAACAGAUCUGAAGCAAGAGUGGAGCUUGAUUUCUCCUCUCUCUCAAGGAUAAAAGCUUUAAGUACUGUUUAUCUGAUGGGGGUCUACCAGGUCUUGGUUAGUAAGAGUCACAUAUUGUCUAUAUAUUUGAACUCUAAUUUUGGAAACUCCUGUUUUUCAAGUAUUUUCCUUUGGCAUUCCCCUAAUUUAUCCAAGUGGAACAUUUUAUCUCUUGUGAAUAUUAUAGUAACUUGUACUUGAUGGGAUAUUAAAUAAAUCAGGCCUCUGACUUUUGCACUGCAUUUAUGCAUCUAAUUUACAACACAUGUUCUGUAAACAACCACCCAGUGCAUUCAGUUCUUUCAGGAACCCAAAGUUGUUCUUUCAUGGCAUUGCUCCAAGGAACCUUCUUUGGAAAACUAAAUUUAUUAAGAAUGCAUCUCACCCAUUGAGUUCGGAUCAUUAAUGAGCCAGAUUGCGUCAACCAUCCACAUAAUGUUACCUGAAAUGGGCAGCCACUGGUGCUUCAGUUAUAGUAUUAAAUCAGGGUAAUCCAUGCUGAAACAAGGCCACUGCUCAUCUGCAAAUAUUAUUUCAGCCCUACAAACCAGUGAAUAAUCCUGGAUGAAUCACAGCCUUGGUCUUUAAAGUUUGACAGUUGCUCUCUUCACUGGCAAAUAAAUUUGUCAGCUGUAUGGAGCCUAAACAGCAUUACACCCUGCAACUGCUCCCUUCUCAUGUGGCAAAAAUAAUAUCUAAUAAAUUGAAAGUUGCAUUGACUUGCAGUGUUUACCUCUGAUUAACUACGUACCCCUGGUUGCCAUGAAUUUUGUUUUGACAUGUCAUAUUAAUUUCAUUUGCUAGGAGAGUAUAGGUCACAUACUUAGCCCUCGUAAAUCAUGUUAAUGUGUCCUUUAAAAUGUCAUGCAAGUUGCUUGUAUAAUAAAAGCAUA
Molecule: messenger RNA, 3413 nt
Organism: Pygocentrus nattereri (red-bellied piranha)
Lineage: Eukaryota; Metazoa; Chordata; Actinopteri; Characiformes; Serrasalmidae
Gene: chrnb4
Product: cholinergic receptor, nicotinic, beta 4 (neuronal)
Exons: 6
Coding region: 247-1836 (529 amino acids)
Biological process (GO): chemical synaptic transmission; monoatomic ion transmembrane transport; regulation of membrane potential
Cellular component (GO): synapse; postsynaptic membrane; neuron projection
Molecular function (GO): transmembrane signaling receptor activity; acetylcholine-gated monoatomic cation-selective channel activity
Source: RefSeq, a predicted model, not a curated record